This is a messenger RNA of Phytophthora infestans T30-4, 1041 nucleotides long. RefSeq names its product M96 mating-specific protein family. The transcript has 2 exons. Bases 1 to 1041 code for a protein of 346 amino acids. The record is from RefSeq and is a predicted model, not a curated record. Lineage: Eukaryota; Oomycota; Peronosporomycetes; Peronosporales; Peronosporaceae.
AUGGCCUUCUUGGAGGAUGACGACGCCAUAAGCGCCUUCGAGGCGGCGCUGUCGUUCGUGGAGCAGUAUUCGAUUGACACAUCAAUGUUCACAGCGUCCCCCUCUACUGCUGGGGCGUCUAGCGCAGCCCUGUCUCUAGUUGACGAUAUCGAUCUCCUGUCUCCCAGCAUCACGCCUCUUGCGUCUACUUUGUCGACUAAUUAUGUCUUUCCUGGGGCUAGCAGCGACACAUCAAUGAUAUCUCCAUCUUCUCCAGCGUUUAAACUAUCGAAGGAGCCUCCUUUAAGGCUUGAACUCGGUCUGCCAAGUACAGGGGCGGUCACAACCAAGAGAAAGGGAGUUGGUCGAGGCAGAAAGAAGGAGACAGGUGGUCCCAAGAAGCCCGUCACAAGAGGAGACCCCAACCGGGCCAGAAAUGAGCGCAAAAUUGAACUGGCUUAUCUCCGAGAGAAGGUGGCGCAGCUGGAGCUGGAGCUGCGAGCGCUUAAGCUCCAUCCGAGAACGCAGACGAGGGCCAUUCGUCACGAGGGGGGGAAACAGCGGAAAGAGACCACGAAGAAAGAGGCAGAAUCCCACUCGACCAUGUCGGUGUAUGACUCAGUGCAGGCUCCGACAGUGUGGAAGGAGGUGGCGUGUCGUCAGCGCAGGAGGAGAGAGAAGGCGGAGCGCGAGAACGUCCGCCUCAAGCUCAUUUUGGAGAAUCAGAUCAGGAUGGCAAGAGGUCUGGAGAGUUUAUUGCAAAAGAGAGCCAGGCAACAAGUGGUUGAGUGCGCCAGCUUGUCACAGACCAAGAAGUCCAAGUAUUCGCAGGGACGUACACUGGACUUCAGGGCAGAUGUCAACGACUUCACGGACCUAUUGGCGCAUCUCGACAGGGCGUAUCGCGAAGUGGAUGCAGUAUUUGCUGCGAAUGGCCUGGCCAAUAUGGAAACGACACAUCGUGAUGCUAGGAUGCGUGAGGGAGCCGACUGCAUGUACCUUGAUAUUUUCGCAAACAAAGUCGUGCCGUUUGGUAUGCGCGCAACAGCCCAAGCGGUGUGA